CAGUUUUACAAACAGCAGCCUGCACAUGUACGACCUGCAAGAGAUUCCCGCCAGUAGAAAGUAUGUCGUUGUAGGUGAUGGUCGACUGCUCGAAUUGCAAGCUAUCGGUAGCAUCAAUCUUAGUUUCUUUCAGGAGGAUGAUAAUGGUGAAAAAACGACCAUGUGUGUAAAGCUCACUGACGUGUCUGUAGUAGAGAGCCUAAGCUUCAGCUUGUUUUCCGCGCAUGCUGUUUCUCGAAAGCAACAAAUCCUGCACGACGAGCGUGGUGCAACCCUUCAAAAUGGACUGCUCUUUGCUAGGGAGGAAAAAGCGUCUGCAGCAUAUGCCAUGCGGUUACCAUACGACCCAUCUGCGACUAUUGUAGACUCUGCUGCUUUGCCUGCAUUCGUGACUGCCCCCGAUUCCGCCCCCGCCGUUGGCUCCACGCGUUCCCCUUCCCAAAAAGGGGGCUCCGCGGAAUCAUUGGUGUCCGUAUUGCGUGUUCCUUCCGCAGGCUCUGCUACCGUAGUACCUUCGAGUGAGAGCGUCCCGCCCACUGGUCCCACCAGUGUAGUACCUGCGAGUGAGAGCGUCCCGCCCGCCGGCUCUGCCGACGUAGUACCUUCUUCGGCUUCCGAGUUUGUGUGUGUGGGUACUUUUCCGGGUAUGGAUCUAGGAGAUACGAGUGUGCUCACCGACGAGCAGCUCAUGGAUGGUUAUGAUGACACCCCAUAUGAAGAUUUUUUCCCCGUAUUUAUCCCAGAGAGUGACGCUGCGAAUGCGGCUGGUGUUUUGGAUAGCAUUGAUGGGGGUGCUGAUUUUGACUUGGGUGCGGCCGCGCUUGGCCCUGGUGCGUCCCCGUUUGCUCUUGGUUCGACUGAAAAGUCCGUUGACAUCAACCGCUUCCACCGCUCCCUUGCCCACGCUUGCGAGCCUCUUUUGAGAGAAACUGCCCAGCAGAGAGGCAUCGUGCUCACCGGCAAGCUGGAACCGUGCACGGACUGCAUGAAGGCGAAGGGCAGGCGAGCGUCGGUGCCGCGGGGGCCGGGAGCGCGGGCGUCCAAGCCUCUCGGGCGUGUUCACCUGGACCUGUGUGGACCGCUGGUGCCUUCCCUGGGCGGCAACCUCUACCUGUUCGUCGCCGUGGACAGCGCCUCGCGGUGGAACAAGGUCUACGGUCUCCGGCGGAAGUCCGACGCGCUGGCGGCAACGAAAAGGCUGCUGGCGGACGUGGGGCGGUACGACCUCGGACGCAUCGAGUGUUUCCGCGUCGACAACGGCACCGAGUGGACCCGCGGCGAUUUCCGGCGCUUCUGCGACGACAACGGCAUCGGCGUCGAGUUCACCCCGCCUGGCGUCCCGCAGUACAACGGCGUCGUCGAGAGCGCCAUCUGGCGCAUCAUGAAGGCCGGCAUGGCCGCCCGCCGCAGCGCUGGCCGUGUGUUCGACGUCGACUUCGCCUCCAUCCCCAGCCUCGACGAGCGCGGUGACCGUCUUUGGAUGGAAUCGGCGAAGUGGGCCGCCGACGCUCUCAACCAGUCGGCGACCAAGGCCAACCCCGGGCGGCGCUCGCCGCACGAGAUGUUCACCGGCGAGCAGGGGCCGUUCCGCGUGCUGCCGUUCUUCCAGCCCGGCUUCAUGCGCGAGGAUCGCCGCACCAAGCUCGACGACCAGGCCACCCUCUGCUACUACCUGAACGGCGGCGACAACCACCCGAGCGGCACCGUCAAGGUCCUCAAGGCGUCCACCGGCCGCGUCGUCUACACCAACAACGUGUCGUGGGUGACGUCGGCGCCAGCCGGCGAGGGGGGUUCCGCAGGUAUCACCGCUGCGCCGACACCCCCCCCGUUCACGCCGCCGGUCGUCUCGAUCAACUUUGGCCCAGCACCGACGCCUUCGACCGCCACACCGCCACCGCCAGCGCCCACGCCGUCGCCCGCUCCCGCUCCCGCUGCCUCUUCGCCCCCUGCCGCAACGCUGCCGCCAGCGACCACGCCGCCGCCCGCUCCCACGACUUCACAGCCGCCCUCUGCCACUUCGCCGUCACCGUCGGCGACCCCCGCUCCUGGCCAUCCGUCCUCUGCCUCUCCGCCGUCACCGUCGGCGACCCCCGAUCCAGACCAGCCGCCGCCGCCGCCGGACCCCGCGAUGCCCCCGCUUACGGCUCACGCCAUGCGGCAGCUUCGCCCGGGUACAAAGGCCGAGGGUAUGACAGACCCGCGGCUGCCAAGCCGUACGAGAUCGGGCACGAGGCACAGCACAGGACUCAUCUCGAUGCUAGACAGGAACACUCUGGUGUCGAUGCUGGAGGCUCGGAGCGCGGUGGAUAAGGAGCGCAGGGAGCUGGGGGGGGCGGAGGCCGGAGAGCCGGGGGGAGCGGGGGCCGGAGAGCAGGCGGGAGCACUCGCAGCAGUGGACCCGGGGGCUGCAGGAGCGGGCUUUCCACUCGCAUUUGCCACGCUCCUCGCCAACCGGGAAGACAUCGACGCCACGCUGCGAGACCAGCGCCCGCCGGAGCAACGCCCUGACCUUCCGCAUUGCCAGGCCAGCGACCUUCGUGUCCCCAAGAGCUACAAAGAGGCCAUGGCGUCGGAGCACCGGCACCUUUGGAGCGACUCUAUGCAAAGGGAGUUUUAUGGCUUGUUGGAAGCGGGGACUUUUACUCCGGCGAAGAUGUUGGCUGCUUUGGCGUGCGAGUUGAACCUCGACUUGUGUCAUUUCGAUAUUGAGCAAGCUUUUGUGCGUUCGGAGUUGGAGGAAGACGUGUACAUGCGUUUGCCGCAGGGAUGUGGAGCUCUAUCUGGAAUGAUUGUAAAACUAGGCAAGAGUCUGUAUGGCUUGAGACAGGCAUCUAGGCAGUGGCAUGCAAUGCUGAAGAGGUGUUUGGUGGCGUUAGGAUUUGAGCAGUGCAUGGCCGAUGCUUGUGUGUUUCGUUUGAUUGAGGAUGGAUGUGUUGUUUUGAUUUUGGUAGUACAUGUAGAUGACAUUUUUGCUGUUGGAGAGAGGGAGAGAUGUGAUAAGUUUGGCGCCGACCUUAACAAGUCCGUGCCAGUGAAGAACCUGGGAGAGUUGAGAUGGUAUUCUGGGUGCUUUUACGAGAGGAAUAAGGAGACCGGUAGGUUGACGAUUUCUCAGCAGACUUUCACGGACGAGCUAGCAGCAGAAUAUGGAGUAGUGGGAGGUAGGAGCGUUCCGAUGUCUUCGGGUGUGAAGCUUUCUGAUUUUGAUGCGGAUGAGGUGGCGACAGACUUUCCGUUUCGUGAGCUGGUAGGAUCGUUGAUGUGGCUGGCGACUCAGACUAGACCAGACAUUGCGAAUGCAGUAAGGGCAGUAGCUAGGUAUUGCGCAUCUCCGAAGCUGGUACACUGGAAUGCAGCGAUGGAUAUUUUAGGCUAUGCGAGGAGGACGAGUCACUUUGGUAUUUCGUUUCAGAGAGGUACGGUAGAGGGAUUCAGCUUGCAGGGAUACGCUGAUGCGGACUUUGCAAGCAAGGCAGCAGACCGUAGGUCGGUAUCAGGGGGGAUCGUGACGUGUGGAGGAGGCGCUGUGUCUUGGUUUUCCAGAACGCAAAAGUGCGUCACGCUUUCGACGACAGAAGCAGAGUACGUCGCGCUAGGCGACGUAGUGAAGGAGAUUUUGUUUUUGAGGCAGAUUUGGCGUUUCAUGUUGCCGCAGGUCGGCAUGCCGUGCAUCCCCAUCUUCGAGGACAACCAGGGGGCGAUUCAACUAGCGCAGAACCCCAUCUCAAACUCGAACUCGAAGCACAUAGAUGUAAGGCACCAUUUUCUCAGAGAACUGGUAGAGAGGAAGGAAAUUUCGGUCAUUCACGUGCCGUCGCCGUACCAGCGUGCAGACUUCCUUACGAAGAGUUUGUCGAAGGAUGCUUUCGAGUCUCACCGUGAUUUUGUGAUGAAUUUGGCAUGAACAUUUUAUUGUUUUUCUGAUAGGUUGUGUUUUGGUUUUGUUUUGCUUCUCGUUUUGUUUCCCGUUUUCUUUCAUUUCCCGCGCCAAGUAUUUGUUACGCGCGAUGCAGCAUUCAUAUUCCUUUGAAUUGUUUUUCUCUCUCUUAUGUUAUUCUGGUAAAGUCUUGGUGGCAUAUCGUCUGGGAAAGACGUCUUUUGGUUGAGAUAUCGGGUGUUAGCGAAGUUUUCAGUGAGAGACUGUUGCGAGCAGGGGGGAUGUUAGAUAUACUCGCAGCAGUAUCUGGUCGUGAGGAUCCCAGGGGAUACGUGUUGGGAAUUUCGUGUGAAGUAGGGUACCACGGGUGCAGUCACGGGGAUCCUUUUGGCGUGGUUGGUGCGAUGGAGCUUGCGUGCGUGCUGCGCACUUCUUCUUCCCUCUCUCUCUCCACCACCACC
This is a messenger RNA of Ectocarpus sp. CCAP 1310/34, 4338 nucleotides long. The record is from the annotation of a GenBank genome assembly. Lineage: Eukaryota; Phaeophyceae; Ectocarpales; Ectocarpaceae.